Molecule: messenger RNA, 1386 nt
Organism: Symbiodinium natans
Lineage: Eukaryota; Dinophyceae; Suessiales; Symbiodiniaceae
Source: the annotation of a GenBank genome assembly
AUGACUGGGCCAUCCCCGCGCCAUUGCCGAGCCAUUGUCGCGCCAUUCAAGAAAGCCUGCGUCCUGCGUCCCUCCGGCUCUGUCCUUCUACUCCAUGUGUUCUACCAAUGCCCGCGCCAUUCCCGCACCAUUCCCGUGCAAUUCCAGCGCCAUGGACGUGAGCUGAUACUUUUCCGUGGCCGCUCCGAUGCUUGCGAAACCGACUACCGCUGUGCACGAUUGUGGGACAAAGCGGGAAGGAGCAUCACGAGCAUCACGAGUCUUGGCUGCGAUGGUCGCCUGCUUUCAGGCCGUCGCCUCCAAGAGACGCUGCGUGUGGACUACCUUAUCGUCUUCCCAACAUCGCUGGGUCUUGAGGCAGCGGUUGCAUUGGCCGAAACCAGCCAAAAGGGGCUGGAGACCGUGACAGUUGAGGCGACCUCAACGUGGCUGAAGGAAGAAGUCGCCCAGGUGGAGGCGUUACAAGGCUUGGAUGUUGCUGUAGCAACCAAGAGCGUCGUAUUAUCCAUUUCAGAGGAAGCUGCAGAGCUUGUACCAGAACACACUGCUGACGGCACCGCCGUGCAGGUUGUUAUUGGCUCUGUUGCACUUCUUUUUCCAGCUUGCCUCCUGGUUCUAUCUUGGAGGUGUGCUAAGCGGCUAGCGCCACGCGCCGUUCCACCAGUUGAGCUCAAGCUGGCUGAGCUUGUUGAGGUUUGUCCAGAUGUUCAUGACAUCCGACGAACAAGCCUUAUGGACGAUGUCGACUUCCGAUUGUCCGACGUUCAGGAGCUCGAGGCUGACUUGCCGGAGGCAUUGGCCAACAAGUCGGCGAAGCGCCUGGUGCCGAAGGGUCGUGCAAAGAAGAAAGCGCUGGCAGCAGCAUUGCUUGCGGAUGCCGGCAAAAGGCACAAAGCAAAACGACUUGUCCCAAAGCAAAGGAAGGUCAAAGAACAGACCGAGCUCGCAUCUGGGGAUGCAAGCGAACUAAAUGAGAUUCGUAUUGGCUUUGAUAUGCCACCUUUGAGCUUCUCGGGCUUCGAUGACGACAACCUCUUGGACCCACCAGAAUGUCCGCCUGAACCCUGGCUGUCAGAUUCCGAUGAUUCCGUCAGCCACAGCCCGACGGUUGUGCAUCCGUCUCCUCCCGAAGAAGAAGAAGUGGAAAAGGAGGAAGUCAAGCCAGCUCCACCGAGGCCCAAGAGGCUGAAGAAGCGCAGUUUGUCCAAAAAGAAAAAAGAGGUGAGAUUAUCGGAGGAGGGGAUCUUCGAGGAUUGGUUGGAGGAGGAGGGGGCAGUGGUGGCUGCGCCAUCGUUGCCAUGGGAGGAAGAGGAAGUAGUAGAUUCCACAGUUAAUGCUCGUGCUCAAGCUUCUCCAAGGAAGGAUGACCCCCAUGAAACAUGGUAA